AUGAACGCCAUCCUCGUCGAAGAAUUCGGGCCCCCCGAGGUCCUGAAAAUGAAACAAGUCACGACCCCAGACCCCAAGCCAGGCCACGCCAUAAUCAAGAUCAAAGCCUUCGGCAUAAACCACGCCGAGAUGCACAUGCGCCGUGGAGAGUGGGCAGAAAGCAUGCCCAUCAUCGGCAUCGAAUGCGUGGGACUCGUCGCCGCCUGCCCGGGCGGCGAAUUCGCCGUCGGGACCCCAGUCGCAGCGGUCAUGGGCGGCCUGGGCAGGACGAUCAGCGGCAGCUAUGCCGAGUACACUAGCGCGCCGGUGGGGAAUGUGGUCAAGCUGGGGGAGAGCGAGGAGGAUCUGAAAGAGGUAUUGGGGUUGGGAUGGGGGCAGGUAGCCGCCAUCCCGGAGACGAACCUUGAGGUCAAGGCCGGGGAGAGAUUGUUGAUACGAGGCGGUACGAGCAGCUUCGGGAGGGCCGCUAUCAAUCUUGCGGUUCAGAAAGGGGCGGAGGUGACGGCGACUUCCAGGAACACGGAGCGGUUUGCAGACUUGAAGGACUUGGGGGCGACUGAAGCACUCCUCGAGGUGCCGGACCUCUCCACUCGUCUUCUCAGUGAGGGUCGGGACAAGUUCGACGCCGUCCUUGAGCUUGUCGGCAACAGCACCGUCCUCGACUCUCUCAAGCUGGUCCGCCGCGGUGGUCACGUCUGUCUCGCAGGCUUCCUGGGCGGUCUCGAGCCAAUCCCAGACUUCAAUCCGCUGCUGCAGAUGGCCAGCGGCGUUCACUUCAGCUUCUUUGGUAGUUUUGUGUUUGGCAAAGCGGAAUUCCCGCUCUCGGAUGUACCUCUCAAAGACAUUUUACGCAUGGUGGCGGAGAAUAAGGUCAAGGCGGAGCCAGGGCGGGUGUGGAAGUUUGAUGAGGAGGACAUUAGAGAAGCACAUCGGCACAUGGAGGAGAGCAAGGCAGGUGGGAAGAUGGUUGUGGUGGUCGAGUAA
This is a messenger RNA of Diaporthe batatas, 984 nucleotides long. RefSeq lists its product as uncharacterized. Gene Ontology annotation, molecular function: oxidoreductase activity. NCBI's taxonomy places the organism in Eukaryota, Fungi, Ascomycota, Sordariomycetes, Diaporthales, Diaporthaceae. The coding region runs from base 1 to 984 and encodes 327 amino acids. The record is from RefSeq and is a predicted model, not a curated record. The transcript has 2 exons.